AUGGCUUCCCAGCCCCAUCUCCCCUUCUUUGCACGGAACGGCCUCGUUGAGUCCGAUAAGGAUGUCUGCGACGAGGCAGUGAGGAAGCUGUAUCCCACAUGUCACAUCGUACCAGCUCCUUUCCAAGGCUACUGCAGCUAUACGCUCUUCCUCAGCCCAAACAGCUCCAGUAACGACCUCAACCCAGACACCGGAUCUAGUAAAGCCCUGCAGUUCCGGCCCACCGUAUACUCGCUGAAUAUCAGCACUGCCGCGGCGGCGAAAACGGUCUACGGCGACUACGCGCCAACAACCGUCCUGAAAGCCUCGCUGGCAUUGCCAAACCCUAGCCCCAGCCAACAAGCCGACCCUCGGACACUGCUUUUGUACGAGACAGAAAGAAUACCUGGUGUCCCAUACAUCAGCUACGUGACUCGGCGACCCACGCUUUCCCCAACAGCGCAGGAAUGGCAAGAGCGCCUCGUAACGGACUUUGCCCGCUUCGUCGCCCGGGCAUGGCCUCCAGCCUCCCACCCCACUACCCGCCCUGAAUGCACCGGCAAAAUCGGCUCCACGAUCCCCGCGCGAUUGCUAAAGCUCGCGCAAGACCUUCCCACAUCCAGCCUUCGCCUACACGCCCAGAGCACGCCGAAAGAGCUUCACAGACUGGACGAUCUCCCGGUGGUGCUCACGCAUGGAGAUGUAGUCGCCUCGAACAUCAUGGUCGACGCCGCCAGCGGACGUCUAUGUGGGCUCGUCGACUGGGCUGAAGCGGAGUACUUGCCCUUUGGGAUGUGUCUCUACGGGCUGGAGUAUCUGCUCGGGUAUCUGGCGCGAGCGCCGGAGAAGCGGUUUCGGCAUUACACGUGCGCGGAGAAGCUACGGGAGACGUUCUGGGAAGAGAUGUACGAGUGUGUGCCGGAGCUGAGGAGCAGGAGCGAGCUGAGAUUGGCUGUGGGGCUGUCGAGGGAAGUGGGUGUGCUGCUGUGGCAUGGGUUUGCUUGGGACGAUGGGGCUGUCGACAGAGUGGUCAACGCAGAAGUCGAUGAUGAGGAGCUGAUGUUUUUGCAGGCUUUCUUGGGGCCGACUAACUUUAUAGACUCCAAGUUGUAA
Coniosporium apollinis CBS 100218 is the source of this 1092-nucleotide messenger RNA. RefSeq lists its product as uncharacterized. The coding region runs from base 1 to 1092 and encodes 363 amino acids. The transcript has a single exon. The record is from RefSeq and is a predicted model, not a curated record. NCBI's taxonomy places the organism in Eukaryota, Fungi, Ascomycota, Dothideomycetes.